Molecule: messenger RNA, 1034 nt
Organism: Chaetomium strumarium
Lineage: Eukaryota; Fungi; Ascomycota; Sordariomycetes; Sordariales; Chaetomiaceae
Product: Ca2+ regulator and membrane fusion protein Fig1-domain-containing protein
Exons: 4
Coding region: 198-998 (266 amino acids)
Biological process (GO): conjugation with cellular fusion
Cellular component (GO): membrane; mating projection tip
Source: RefSeq, a predicted model, not a curated record
GUAUUACCGAGUGAGAGAAGAAACGGCCGGGAUUUUCGAACGCCAAGUGGAUUCUCACCGGUUCGAGCAAGCGCUGGUGCCGCCGGCGCUGCCUUAACCCAGCCGUCGCUCCGAAGCUCGCGGAGGACGGGUGUGGGUUUUACGAGCGGCAUCACGCAGUCGAAGAAUAGGAGACGGUCACCACAGCUUAGUACACGAUGGCGACCAGGUUUCAGUUAGGAUGGUAUCGAUGGGUGCCAUUCCUCGGGUAUCACCACGUGUUGAUGAUCUUGAUAGCUGUGGCAAUAAUAUUGCUAUCGCUCCUUCUCGCCGGGUGCUCGUCGUCGUCACCCCUAAUCCCUGACAUCUUCCUUCUUUCGCUCUACUAUCAGCGCUACACGGCUGUGCCCGACACGGCACAAGUCGACUACAACGUCAACAAUGCCAUCGCGAACAUCGUGGGCAGCGCACGCCUACAGGCGCGCGUGGGCUUCUUCGGCAUCUGCGUGAGCCCCGACGGCGGCUCUUGGCUGUGCAGCAACAACGCCACGACGUUGGCGAACGAGGUGUCGGUAGACCAGGAUCCGCUCAACCUCAUCUGGCUGGCAAGCCAGUUCAAGGACAUGAUUGUCUUCCCCUACCUGCUCAUCAUCGCCAUCAUCUUCGCCUUCAUCUGCCUCCUCCUCCUCGCCACCUUCCCCGGGUGGCACGAGGAAGAAGACAGCGAAGGGUCCGAGCGCGAAGUCAAGCCCUUCCCGUCGCGUCCCGUCAGCCAGGUAGCGCUGGCCAUCAUCUUCAUUGCGUCCAUCUUCGUGCUGGUGUCGGUCCUCUGGCAGCAUACGGCCUCAGUGGCGGCCAGCAUCAUCGCGCAGGACCUGGCCAACGGCAGCGUCUUGUCCGGCGUCGGCUCCUCGGCCAUGGUCAUGGGCUGGUUCAGCUUCACGCUGCUGAUCAUUGUGACGAUUGGCUUGUUGGUCAUGAUAUUAUCCAUGCAGGUGCUGGAACAUAUCAUGGACUGAUGGGCCGGCGGGGAAAAACGAACCUUAGAAUUGGGU